AAGUAAAGCCGGAUAUAGAGAGCUUGAGAGACGACAGCGAGAGAGUCUGUUGAUCUUGCGUUGGCACCACUUCCCCUUUCCUGGGUUUGAGGGAAAAUGACUGUGAUUAAGAGCAUCGCUGUCACCCUGAUAACACUGUGUGUGAUCUGUGGGGCCCACUCACCAGAUAAAGACGGGCUCUUGUCACACAGUCUGCAGUGCUACAAUGACUACAAGUCCUACACUGCCUGUACCUGGAGAGAGAGUGUGGAAGCACACAGACUGCGACCCAUGAAGCUGUACCACCUCAACUACAUAGAUACAUGGGAUGAGUUGGAAUGCAAGCAAACCAGCCCCCUUGAAAACAUCUCUGCAUCUGUGAUUGGCUGGAGUUGCUUGGAGAAUGUCACCAGUUUUGCCGUUGGGAAAAAAGAGCAGUACAUGUUCAAACCCUCAGUGCCAAUUCCAGUGCUGAACAAGAGCGUAAAUCUGUCUGAGAAUGUCAGACCACGACCCCCGCGUGACCUGCAUGCUAACCUGAGCGAAGAAGGGAACAUCACCUUGAGCUGGCAGACAGAUUACCCGCCCGGCAACCGUCUCCAUGGGCGGCUCCAAUACCAGAUCAGCUACAAGAGGGCCUUCCAGGAUUGGCAGAGCUCAGAGCUGGUUCUGAUUUCAGAAGACGUGACCCAGUUUGCGUUUGGGACAUCACUUCUCAUAGCGGGGAGUGAGUAUGAGGCGCGAGUGAGAGCCAGGCUUCAAGGUAACGGAAAGUGGAGUGAGUGGAGCCCCCUGGUGGAUUGGAAGACUGCAAGAGCGGAGGAUGCAAACCCUCAAAACCUACAGUGUGAUUCUGAUGGACUGCAAGAGGUCACCUGCACGUGGGAGGUCAGGAGAGAGCUGGCAGAAUCUUUGAAAUUCAACCUUACCUACCGUGAUGGCUCCGCGGGAGAAGAGAAGGUGUGCAGUCCAGAAGCAGUGAGAUCCAAUCCAGAAGAGCCAGUCGUCCUCUUUCAGUGCAAAUUCCCCACAACGAAUUUCUCUGAGGUCCUGAUCAGCGUGAAACCAGCAGAAGAGCGCAAGGAGAUCAUAGCCAGCCAUAACAUUAAGCCCUGGCCUCCGACCAACGUCUCUGUUCAGCUGGUGAACAAAGAUUUUGUUCUGAGCUGGAAAGCCGUUCCUCUGAAGUACUCGUUCAUCCGGACGAAAACUGAAAUCCGCUACAAGCCAGCCGAGGAUGCCUGGGAGGCAGCGUAUGUUGUAGAGGCCUUGCAGGGGGCUUCCAGUCACUCCCUCUCAGCGGAGAAGCUCCGCCCCUCCACCAGGUACACCGCGGAGGUGAGGAUGACCACCGUCCCCACAAACUGUCCGAUCUGCUACAAGGGGCUGUGGAGCGACUGGAGCCAGGAGGUCAGCUGGGAGACACAGGCAGAGUUCAUGAUUCCAGCCUAUCUGGCCAUGCUGCUGUUUUCCAUUGCUGUUCCUGUUGCGUUGGUGUAUGGAUACAAGACAUGCAAACGGUUGAAGAAUAACUGGGACAUCACGAUUCCCAGCCCUCUAAACAGCAAGGUCCUGGCAGACAGACACGGGGCAGCCCAUGGUCCUCUCCUGUUCUCUCAGGACAGUAUGGAGGACGCCUGCAUCAGCAAGGUGCAGAUCUUGGAGUGUCCUCUAGCCUCAUGGACUGAGGAGAUGAUGAUUGAAGACGGGCUGUACCAACAGUUUGCAGGGAAGGACUUCACAGUGAAGAGCCUGGUUAAGGCACUGGCCUACUGGCCGCUGAACGACCAACACUCUCAUACUCUCACAAAAGAGAGCUCAUCUUUUCAUUUCAGCGGGCCCUACAUCCUGUGUCCACGCUCCAGUUCUCUUCCAGAUGUGAUCCUAGCAUCCGGACGGGAUUCAGAAGUAAACAGAGGAACUAGAGUGGGAUACGUCUCCACCCAACCUCAGGUACCUCACCAGAGCCUGUCCCUCAUUGUGGGAAGCCUUUCUGAGAUUCCUCACAAGAUAAACGGGUACAUCGAUGGUUCUUUACUGACGGGAGCAAGCAGAGCAGAAUCGGAAGAGUUGAACCCAGAAAAGGGGAACGUUGAUUCUUCGGGUUACGUCCCUGCUGCGGAUUUGUUUCAAGGACCUCCGAAUGGAUUUCCUCUUAAGCCGGAAGUUCAGUGCAUUGGGGAUUCGGCUUUCCAAGAUGGGUAUAUUCUCGGACCCCUUCCUGAUUUGGACUUGCCAGGGAAGGCUGCAGAUCUUUCAGGGUCGGAUGUGGGCGAGAGGGUUCCUGAGGCGAUGGGGAGCUGUGAGGCUAACCGGCCUUCGAUCUCACUUCCAGACAGCAUCAUCCAGAGUCAUCCAACCCAACCAGAUGGGUAUGUAGGAGAGAAGGACUGCCUCUCGCAACCAGACCUCCCCACCGCGCCUCUUCUUAUGAAGCAGGUUGGGGACUAUUGUUUCAUCCCGGACCCCCAGGGACGAGACUGGGGUUCAUCUCCACCUUCUGGGGUCUACGUUCCCAAUCCUGCCUCCUGCACCAAUCCUGAGAAAGGACACCCCAAGCAAAGCAAGCCUGUGACUAAUCCCUAUGUGGUGCUGGACAAAACCUUUAGGUGUUGAGUGCUUUCUCUACCUACUUUCAUAGCGCGGGACCAACCCACCACACGUCAUAUACACAUAUAUACAGCUUUCUGCUCCAAACUCAGAAGCUUUUAUUUUUGUUUAGAAGGGAAACAUUUACAGAAUAAAGAUACCAAACCAGAAAUAGUGUGGGGACUUUGUAAAUAGGCUUAAGUUGUUUUUUGAAAUGGUUUUAAAAUUGUAAUGUUACUGUUCUGAUGAUGUUUUGGAGUAAUUCGCUUUGAGAAUCUAACCCAUAUAGUACAGGGGUACACUGAUGAAGGCACUAGCCAAUAGGUGGGUCUUCUUGACUGGUCAGGUGACCCACUUACCUUCUCAUAACUUGCAGAAAUACUAAAACAAAAACUUAGAACACGUUUUGACUAGACUUUAACAAUGUUACUAAUUUUUUUUUUUUAUCUACAUGAGUUUUACGCAAACAAAACUAAACAUUUUAGCCUGCAAUAAUUUCUCUCCUAAACUGUUCUCCUUGUGUGUGGACACACUGCAUUGUAUGAAGAAUAAUGCGCUUACAGUAUUUAAUUAAA
Polyodon spathula (Mississippi paddlefish) is the source of this 3143-nucleotide messenger RNA. RefSeq names its product colony stimulating factor 2 receptor subunit beta (gene csf2rb). The transcript is spliced from 13 exons. Gene Ontology annotation, cellular component: membrane; external side of plasma membrane. NCBI's taxonomy places the organism in Eukaryota, Metazoa, Chordata, Actinopteri, Acipenseriformes, Polyodontidae. Gene Ontology annotation, biological process: cytokine-mediated signaling pathway; immunoglobulin mediated immune response. Bases 97 to 2595 code for a protein of 832 amino acids. Gene Ontology annotation, molecular function: protein binding; cytokine receptor activity. The record is from RefSeq and is a predicted model, not a curated record.